GAUCCCUGCAAUGCCAUGGAGAUCCUCCCUCUUGCUUCGGCAUUGUUCUUAGCUGGAUCAGCCAUGAGGAAGGCGUACCUUAGUUCGAAACGUCGAGGUUAUGGGUCAAAAAACACAGGCGACACAAACGUCGAAGUAAAAAUAGACCUCUGUGAUGGAUGUGAGAGCACGGAAGGAGCGAUCAUUGCGGUUGGGGCGGAACUUGCGAUGAAGGCGCACAGUGGCUGGAUCCAGGCAAGGAUGCGACGGAACCGGGCCAUCCCCGGACUGUCAAAAGAGUUCGCCGAGCAUCGAAGUCAGGUACGGCGUGACCUGGCGGGAAAUACCACCGGCCAACAGUCUGCCAGCCAGGCCAUAGCGGAAGAACUUGUGGGCAUUCACGCCGCCGACUUGCAGACAGACAAGUUGACACGCGGGAAGGCCGCUGUGCGGACGGACCUUGGAACCGUUAUGGAAGUAGACGGGGUUUGGAAUUCUGUCUCCAACGGGCUACUGGAAGUGAAUUACGCCGUGCGCCAUGGGACGGCCGUGGUUUACAGGUCCCUGGAAGGUUUGCAUGAGGAUAUGGCCUCAUUGCAUUCGAGCAUAGACAAGGCCCAGCGAGAAAACUCAGAAUGUUUCCAACAAGUGUCAUCGAGGCUGCAAGGUUUCGAAGAGUACGUCAGGAGUCAUCACCAGCAACAGGACGGAAAAUACCUUCAGCGUUCGUUGAAGAAGGCCAGGAUGUGCCUCAUUGAAUUCACGGGAACCGGGGGUGGGGAACCCCAACUCCUUGACCAAGCGAAGGAGAGUUGCAUAAAUAUACUCAUCCGUGAGCCCCACUCGGACAGUUUGGAUGUCCAUUUUUUGGCCGGCUGUAUUGCCAUUGCAGCCAGCUUCACCAAGCACGCCCAGCAAGAGCCGCCGGCCAGGGCCAAGGCAUAUGUCUUCGAUGGGGUUUUCCGGAACGUCAUGCUGUCAUUCGAGGCAUUUUGGACCGACCCUUGCGCGGCGCGCACACGCAACGGGAUCCUCGUGGUGGAAUACCUACUGAGCAUCGUGUCGUCGGUCUGCAUGCUCCCACCGGAGGGUCUUCUCCUCCCGCAGCUAGACGACAGACUUGUCAAGGCCUUCGGCGUCCUGUGUUCUUCAGAGCCUUCCAUCCUCGAUCGUUACCCCGAAGUUGGGGGAGCCGCGGUGCGAGCUCUGCUUCAAACCAAGCCCCUGGACGAACUCUGCCGGAUGUCGAAGUCGUUGGGAGUGGACAUUGCGUUGUGCGACAACAGGGCGGAUCUCAUCCAGGGAAUGCUUGAUAAACGAAAAUCCAUACCGGUUGAUGCGGUGAUGGACGAAGUCACCAAGACCAGCCAGAGGGAGUCUAGCAUCGACGUGGACAGCAACUCGGACGACGACCCGAUCCAAUCGCUGAAGGCGAUGAAGGCGCAGAUGUGUUGAAAUACAGCGCAUUACUGCUGUAGGAUUUGUGUGUAAGUUAGUAGACUACCUGUGUAGAUGCCGUGUGAUAAGUGAUGUUUGGUAUUUACAUAGACUACUGCACUACUGCUGCUGUAAAUGUAUCAUGUAGCGACGAGUUUAGCGAGGAGCUCGUGAAUGAAUUGAUUGUUGAUCGACUGAGGUUAUAUCUCGAACGUGUAGUCUUUCUGUGAGGCGAUGCUUACUUUCUAUUUAAGCGAGAUCAGGAGGUGUUGCGAGCCUCACCAGGCUCACUCCCCAACAAUCUCUCAACAUCUCAACUCUGCAAAUAAGCUGUGAAGUGAACAAGACUGAAAAGAU
Molecule: messenger RNA, 1773 nt
Organism: Ectocarpus sp. CCAP 1310/34
Lineage: Eukaryota; Phaeophyceae; Ectocarpales; Ectocarpaceae
Source: the annotation of a GenBank genome assembly